Molecule: messenger RNA, 3588 nt
Organism: Myodes glareolus (Bank vole)
Lineage: Eukaryota; Metazoa; Chordata; Mammalia; Rodentia; Cricetidae
Gene: Agpat5
Product: 1-acylglycerol-3-phosphate O-acyltransferase 5
Biological process (GO): phosphatidylinositol acyl-chain remodeling
Cellular component (GO): endomembrane system; mitochondrion; endoplasmic reticulum
Molecular function (GO): acyltransferase activity
Source: RefSeq, a predicted model, not a curated record
CUGGUGCUCCACACGUACUCUAUGCGCUACCUGCUCCCGGGCGUCGUGUUGCUGGGCUCGGCCCCCACCUACCUGCUGGCCUGGGCGCUGUGGCGGGUGCUGUCGGUGCUGCUGCCCGCCCGCCUGUACCAGCGAGUGGACGACCGGCUCUACUGCGUCUACCAGAACAUGGUGCUCUUCUUCUUCGAGAACUACACCGGGGUCCAGAUAUUGCUAUAUGGAGACUUGCCAAAAAAUAAAGAAAAUGUAAUAUAUUUAGCAAAUCAUCAAAGCACAGUUGACUGGAUUAUUGCAGACAUGCUGGCUGCCCGACAGGAUGCCCUUGGACAUGUGCGCUAUGUGCUGAAAGACAGGUUAAAAUGGAUUCCAUUGUAUGGGUUUUACUUUGCUCAGCAUGGAGGAAUUUAUGUAAAGCGAAGUGCCAAAUUUAAUGAGAAAGAAAUGAGAAACAUGCUUCAGAGCUACGUGAACGCAGGAACACCAAUGUAUCUUGUGAUUUUUCCAGAGGGAACAAGAUAUAAUAGAACACAGACAAAAGUCCUUUCAGCCAGUCAGGCAUUUGCUGCUCAACGGGGCCUUCCAGUAUUAAAACACGUGCUGACACCAAGGAUAAAGGCAACUCAUGUUGCUUUUGAUUCUAUGAAGAGUCAUUUAGAUGCAAUUUACGAUGUCACAGUGGUUUACGAAGGGAAUGAGAAAGGGUCAGGAAAAUACUCAAAUACACCGUCCAUGACUGAGUUUCUCUGCAAACAGUGUCCCAAACUUCAUAUUCACUUUGAUCGUAUAGACAAAAAUGAAGUUCCAGAGGAACAAGAACACAUGAAAAAAUGGCUUCAUGAGCGUUUUGAGAUCAAAGAUAAGUUGCUCAUAGAAUUCUAUGAUUCACCAGAUCCAGAAAGAAGAAAUAAAUUUCCUGGGAAAAGUGUUCAUUCCAGACUAAGUGUCAAGAAGACUUUACCAUCAGUGUUGAUGUUGGGGAGUUUGACUGCUGCCAUGCUCAUGACAGAGUCUGGAAGGAAACUGUAUGUGGGCACCUGGUUGUAUGGAACCCUCCUUGGCUGCCUAUGGUUUGUUAUUAAGACGUAAGCAGUUGCGGCUCCAGUCAUUGUCUCUUACGGAUGGCUGCACAUUACGUCACAUUGUUUCCUGAAUUAAGGAAGAAGUUUUUUUUAAAGCCUUGGUGAUUGAACUCUGGAUAAAAUAAAAAUAAUUCUGGAUAGAAUUAGUGACCAUAGCCAACAGGCAGUUGAUUUGGGGCAAACACACAUGGCUUUUCAGGUGCUGGGGUUGCUGGAAACAUGAAAGCUAAGUGGAGUUUAUGCUGUUUUUGUGUUCUUCAUGAACUUAUGUCCACUUGCAAAGAUCAUUUGGAUUGUGUAAUUUGAUGUUGUUUAUAAUUCAGAUGGCUGUAUUUUAACAUUACUUUUUAGCAUAUUUCACUAUAUUGGUUAUCUCCCAUCUUGAUUACUUGGCAGCUCAAACUCUUAUCACUAAAGUAUUUUAUAUUUUGAAGCUAUGUGAUACUGGGUUUUUGUUAAAUUCUACAAGUCAUGGAAAGAUAUUGUAAUUAUGUGUUAAUGUUCAAAGAAAAAGGUGAGAAGUAUUCAUGGCAAAAAAAAAUCUGUCUAGCAUAUAUUUUUAUUAUAUUGCUCUAUUUAGCUAGUUUUCUUUAUAUUUACAAAAUAACAAGCAUUUCUAAUAUUUAUUAAAAUUGCUUAAUUUGCAUACCCCUUAUUCUACAGAGAAUAAUAUGUAGUGUCAGAGCGGAGUUGAAACUCUGUUGUGAGUGUCUCAUUUGGCGGAGCUUUAAAUAGCCCAGCAUCUGAGCUACUGAGUUAGUGCCUCCCAGUGUCUGUGCUGUGAGUGCUUAUAAACAUAAGGGCCCUGUGAUUUUCAUAACAGAACGGACAACCACAGUGAUGGAAGUCUGCCAGCAUCCUGAUUGUCUGUCCUAGCACGUGCCUUCAGCCUGUCUCCUUUGCUUUCGCGCUGCAUUUGGUCUGGAGCGUGUGCGUUCAUGGUCGCUUGCUGCUUCUCCCAGCCCUUGCUUUCUAGCUUGGUGUCUUCCAGUGGUGCUGUUCAUUGUUGGGGUGCAGGCCGUGCUGCUGCGUGGCUCAGAGCGGCAUUUCCCUGACUACUGUGGGUAAGCCUCCUUGGCUACUGAAGAAGUGUUUUGCAUUUGUUCAUGUCAGGUAACAUCAGAAUUGGGUAAAUAUUAUUUCUCUUUAGUUUUAAUGAAGCUACACUGUUGAUACAUACAUAUCACCUGUGAACAAGAGCUACCUUCCAGGACCAACUCACAUUCUUCUCAGUCAUGCAACAGUGUAUCCUAUGGAAGAAGGCUUUCUAAAGUUUGAUUUGCUGUAUUCUUAGUUGUAAUUUAAGUGUGAUUGCCUAUGAGUCCUUUAAGGUACCAUUUCUGCAUACAGAUUUUUGUCACAAAAUUAUACCAAUGAUCGAGUUGAAAUAGACCAUUUGAAUCACAAUAAAUAAAUUUUUUUAAUUGAGGGAAAUUUUGCCUCUUAUAUUGUUUUCCUGAAACCAGAAAAUGAGCCAUUUCCAACAUCUUUAAGAGUCAUGCUGUCACUUGGUUUCUAUGUGUUUGUAUAUUCAUAUAUGGAUAUGUAUAUUCACAUGAAUAUAUAUCUGUUUAUGAAUAUGCAUAUUCACAUAUGAGUAUGCAUAUUCACAUGUGGAUAUGUAUGUUCACAUGUGGAUAUGUAUAUUCACAUACAGUACACAUACAUCCAAAGAAUAUAGUGGCCUAAAAGCAAAUCAAAAAACUUGUUUAUCAUGUUACUGUGCCGAAUUGUAAUCAUCUUUUACUUAAAAAAGUGAAGUUGAAAUCAAUCUCACAUUUUGGUUAAAUACAUUUUUUAAACAGUCCUAUUAGAGCUGAUUUUGACUAGAUCAAAAUAAGUACAAGCUAGACUGUAAACAUGGCUGAGGACAGGAGAAACAGCUCAUCAGUUAAAAAGCAGUUGCCAUUUUUGCAGAGGGUUCAGUUCCCAGCACCUGCAUGGAGGCUCACAAAAGCCUAUAAUUCCAGCUUGAUUGGAAUUGGACAUAUUCUCGGGCCUGUGUGGGAAGCCACAUGCAUACAUACAUAUGUACACACACAUUAAAACAAAUUAUGUAUGUGCUGUAUAUUUGAAUUUUAGAAGACAGUACCAUUAGAAUUACAUGGAUGUAACUGAUUCUUUUUAAACAGGGCAAAGUGGUCUACAUAUGGUCUUUUGAACAUUAGAGCUGUAUUUACUCUUCUCGAGAGCAGUCUAUAAAAUAUCAUAAUUGGAAAUAAAUUAUAUCAAAAUGUUUGGAAAACUAGAAGCAUCUCUUAAACAUGUUAAUUUUGACUUGACAUAACUAUUUUCUGAAAAUUAACAGCUUAACUGUGAAUCCUUUCAGAUACUAUAAUUUAAGAUUUUAUUUAUAUUACUGUUAUAUUAAAUAAAUAUUAAUGUCGAAUUGCAGCUUAGGGGCUACUAUAGCUUUCCUUGAUAAGAGUGCCAUCACUGUGCAUGCUUUUAUGUUUCUUGGAAAGGGUGUUUGGAUGAAAGUAAGGAAAUAAAAUCUCUUGUUGUCUCA